UUGUGUCAGGGAUGGUCAUUCAGUCCUGGACACAGCUGUAAAUAGGAAGGCCACAGUGUUCAGGCAGAGCAACGUACUGUACGACCUGGAAAUGGGACUCAACAGGGCAGACCACUAUGAGCUGGACAGCAGUGAUUUCAGGACAGAGAGGCAGAAGAAUAGUGGAAGCAGGAAAUGCUUCACGUUCGUAGUGAUUUAUUUGAUCCUGCUGACAGCACUCAAUUCAUUCCUGCUUUACAAAGUGUUCACAUUGCAGAGUGAGCUCCACCGCGUCAUUGGUGGGUCGACCGUAGACGGGUGGGUUUCCUCCACCAAUGAGGGGCGUCUGGACGCAGAGCAGUCCACAGGCACACGCGGAGACCACUUCUCGUCCCCGACGAACAGCAGCCUGGACCCGGCCUCUUUACAGAAGAGUCUGGGGACCCUGGAGGCCCGGAUGGACACCCUGUGUGGUGGUCCUGGGGGCGUGGGGCAGCUGAGGACAGAGCUGGGAAUGGUCAAUGCCAGCACGGUCCUCCUUCAACACAGACUGCUCAGCCUGAGCACCAAACCAGGUCCUCCGGGUACACCUGGAGCCCAGGGACCAAAAGGAGACUCUGGUUCUGCCGGUGUCCAAGGUCCAAAGGGUGAUCCUGGUUUUCCUGGCAUUACAGGACAUGCGGGAGCAGCAGGGCCUGGGGGAGAGAAGGGGGAUCCAGGUGUGCCUGGGUUGGAGGGCUUGAGUGGUGCUGAUGGGGAGAGAGGGGAACCGGGCCUUCAGGGCCCACCUGGACCCACAGGACCCGCAGGGGAGCCUGGCCCGGCAGGUUCAAAGGGUGACCCAGGAGAGCAGGGGACACCUGGAGUGCCAGGUGCUCCAGGUGUGAAGGGACAGGAAGGAAGAGCAGGGCCCCCAGCAGAGAGGGGCCCAGCUGGGGAGAAGGGUGACCCAGGGAACCAUGGAAUAACAGGACCUAGAGGAAUGCGUGGCUUCCCUGGACCACAGGGUGCCAAAGGGAAUAAUGGAGCUCCAGGCGCAGGCGGGCGGGCAGGAGUCCCAGGAGUCCCAGGGAUGAAGGGGGAGAAGGGUUUAAAGGGAGACACUGGCCUUAAAGGACAGCAAGGAUCGCCGGGGCUCGUGGGUCCCCCAGGCCCAAAAGGGGGGAGCGGGUUUACAGGGCCCAAAGGGACCAAAGGAAGUCCAGGGCUCACCGGCCGUUCAGGACUUCCAGGAAUUCCUGGAAGAAAUGGAACAAAGGGUGACAUGGGGUCCCGGGGACAGCAGGGGGAGCAGGGCAGAUCAGGGCUGCGUGGGGAGAAAGGGCAGAAAGGGGAACAAGGCCAGAGAGCAGGGUCAUCCGAGGUGAGGAUCGUCGGGGGAGGAACACGGGGCCGGGUUGAGGUCCUCAAUCAGGGCCAGUGGGGCACCGUGUGCGAUGACAGCUUUGACACCGUGGAUGGGACCGUCAUCUGCAGAAUGCUGGGCUACACGCGAGCUACCGCUGUGUUCACGGCCACAGCAGGAACGGGCCAAAUCUGGCUGGAUGAGCUACGCUGUGUUGGCACUGAAAGAAACAUCUUCCUGUGCCCACACGCGGGAAUCGGGGUCCACAACUGCAGCCACGGCGAAGACGCAGGCGUGUCAUGCGUGUAGCAGUGAACACAGUGCUCUUAUUGCACAUUCUAGUGAACUAAAUAACCAACUGACUGGCUGGCUGGCAGGCUUACUGACUGACUGAUUGACUGACUGACUGACUGACUGAUUGAUUGAUUGGACUGAUUGAUUGAUUGAUUGAUUGAUUGCAACCUGGGUCAAAUAUGUAAUUGUUUUGGAUUCAAAUACAAAUUCAAUUCAAUUCAAUUCAAAUUCAAAUACUUUUCCACACUUUACUUUACUUUAUAUCUGGUGUAUUGGGACCCAUGACAUACCCUCAAAAAGUGUGAAUCUCGCCUUUGGCUCAAUUCCACCAGGUAAGAUCAAGCUAGGACACAAAAGUAUUUGAAUCCAAAAUCAUUACCUUUUUCACCCAGGUCUGAUUGAUUGAUGGACUGACUGAUUGAUUGUAUUGAUUGAGUGAUUGAUUUGUGAUAUUGACAGUAUUUGCCAAGAAGCUUUGAGUAUUUUUACUUUCAUUUAGAGGGUGUGCCCAGUGUACCAUCAUAUAACUGUUGGUGUGAACAGAAGCAGUGAUGUAUUUUAGAAUCAGUGUCACACUGUGCAAAGUCAGCAGCCAUAUUAACAGCCUUGGAUGGACAGCACCCUUUCCUUUAUAAACAAAUUACAACAAUAUUUCUCUUGAUAUUACUAACAUUACUAAUUAUAUUGUUGUCAGCAGUGCUGUCUCAUAUCCUGCAAAUGUCUUGACAAUUAUUAUAACACUGAAAGAAAAACGCUUCAAUGUUCGCUCCUAUGGUUCACCCCCUGGGCACUUUUUCAUUGUUCACUAGGUAUGGUAAAAUGUUUUCAUGUCAUAUCAAUUUUUGUUGACCUGUGUAUCUCAUCAGUGUGACCUUGGGCUAACUGGUUAACUGGCUGUUUUCCACAUGUGAGCAAUAAAGCUAGGUUUCAUGUAA
Molecule: messenger RNA, 2553 nt
Organism: Conger conger (European conger)
Lineage: Eukaryota; Metazoa; Chordata; Actinopteri; Anguilliformes; Congridae
Product: macrophage receptor MARCO-like
Exons: 16
Coding region: 92-1633 (513 amino acids)
Cellular component (GO): membrane
Source: RefSeq, a predicted model, not a curated record